Molecule: messenger RNA, 873 nt
Organism: Cercospora beticola
Lineage: Eukaryota; Fungi; Ascomycota; Dothideomycetes; Mycosphaerellales; Mycosphaerellaceae
Product: phytanoyl-CoA dioxygenase family protein
Source: RefSeq, a predicted model, not a curated record
CGACACAUCGCUGCAAAUAUGGGCUCGAUAAACGACCUUGGACAAGCACGGGAGCACAUGAGGGGUCAAGGCUGGUGCGUGAUUCCCGAUGUGCUCAGCAAGCAAGAGACGAAAGUAGUGCUUGAUGAGCUCUGGUCUGCAGCAGCGAAAGCCAACGAGCGUGGCGAAGACACAAUUCUACCAUUCCUCGAUCCCAAUGAAAGCAACGGUCGGGUCUUCUACCUUCUCGAACAUGAGAUCUUCCGAAGGCUUAUCACCCACGAGACGGCGAUUGAAAUGGUGAAGAGCGUGCUCGGCGAGAAUUUCCUCAUCAGCAAUUUCACCGCAAACAUCGCCCGGCCAGGGGGCAAGUCUAUGGGUUUACACUCUGAUCAGUCGCUUGUGACCCCGGACCCAUGGACUCGGAUCGAAGCUAUGAAUGUGAUGUGGUGCUUGACUGAUGUCUAUUCCGAGAAUGGCGCAACUUUGUGUAUUCCAGGGUCGGAUGAGUGGCAGACUCGCGACGACAUUCCCAAAGGCGCCAAAGAAAGGCUUCGACCAUUCGAAGCAAAGGCUGGCUCGAUCGUCGUUAUGGACGGCACCGUGUGGCAUACGUCGGGCGCCAACAUCACUCAGGAUCAAGAUCGUGCCCUGCUUUUUGGUUACUACACCAAGCCACAUCUUCGACAACAGGUGAACUGGACCAGAAAGCUUAGCCCAGAAGUCAAAGCCUCUCUGUCACCUGAAAUGGAAGAAUGGCUCGGUCUCGGUGUGACUGCGAACCUGGGAGAGGCCAUUAUGCAUCUCAAGUAUCUAGACGACCAAUUUGCUGAGGAUGGAGGCUCGGGGGCGAAUGCAGCGGCUGCUUUCGCGAGCUCCUCCCAUAUUAAAUAG